AUGACACUGUUUUAUCCAGGAUCACUUCAGGAGGGCAUUGCUCUCGCCGUCAAGGAUGCUAAAGGGGUGAUCUGUUUUGUCCGAGACGACUCGGAAUUGAGUACUACAUGGGAGGAUAGUCACUUCACGGACGGGGAUAUUGCGGAAGCACUCAACACUAAAGCCGUUGUGUUGCGCUUGACAGCAGGCUCGCAGGAAGCUGGAUUCUUAACUUCUUUCUGUCCGGUCUUGAAGUUUCCAACAGUUGUACUAAUCAAGAACGGCACGCUGAAGGAGUAUAUGGGACCAGAAGUCUCAAAGGAAGACUUCCGCAGUAGAUUACUUGCGGCUUUGGGAGAUGAAAGUGCGCCCAGCCCUGUGCCACAAGCGCAGGUGAAUGCUGCUCCUACUGCUUCGGCUAGUGCUUCGUCCUCGCCCGUGACCCCUGUGCCCCAGGCUCAAGUCCCACCCACUGCUAGCCCUACGCGGUCUACACCGAAACAGAGCAGUGAGGCUGCCAUAAAGAAGCGAAUCAUGAGCACCACGCUUUCCAAGAAACAUGCAACACCGGCAAAUUCUGAGAGCAACAAGGUGAUCAAGGACACCAAAGAUCAAGCCAACUCCCCGGAGAAGAAAGAUAAAGGCAAAGCACCGGCAUCUCAGAAACCUACCAGCAAGAGUGUUGGGGAGAACGCAUCUACUGGCGAGCCACCCGAACCUAAACCCGCAGUUCCUCGGGGACCCCCAACCCAAUAUCGGCUACAAGUACGUCUUUUUGAUGGAAGCUCCGUGCGGUCUAGCUUCAAACCAACCCAGAGCAUUCGAAACGAUGUGCGACCCUGGCUUGACCAACAGAUGGAAGGAGACAGCCGACCAUACAACCUCAAGCACAUUCUCAACCCCCUUCCCAGUGAAACACUCUCCGUCACACAGGAGUCGCAGACUCUUCAGAACUUAGGUAUUGGUUCUACGGCAAAUUUAGUCAUGGUUCCAGUGUCGACAUACACAGAGGCAUACUCGGCAGCUGGAAGCUUGCCAGUCCGCGGCAUCUCUGCCGUCUACAAUCUUGCCUCUUCUGCUGCAAGCACUGCAACAGGUCUUGUCGGCUCAUUCCUUGGAUAUGGCGCAGCCGCACCAGCCAACGACACAGCCCCCUCUACAUCGUCCUCUCCGGCUCCUGGUAGCAACCCCCGCACCAGGAAUACAGGGCUUAACAUUCGGACCUUGAGAGAUCAGCAGAAUGAGCAGGGGAAUAGCCAGUUGUACAACGGGAACCAGUUGAACUUCCAGCCGCGGAAUGACCAGGAUGGAAAGGAUAAGUGA
Molecule: messenger RNA, 1302 nt
Organism: Penicillium nucicola
Lineage: Eukaryota; Fungi; Ascomycota; Eurotiomycetes; Eurotiales; Aspergillaceae
Product: UBX domain-containing protein
Exons: 5
Coding region: 1-1302 (433 amino acids)
Molecular function (GO): protein binding
Source: RefSeq, a predicted model, not a curated record